Messenger RNA from Malaclemys terrapin pileata, 2544 nucleotides. It is a transcript of the gene EGR2, whose product is annotated as early growth response 2. The record is from RefSeq and is a predicted model, not a curated record. Gene Ontology annotation, molecular function: RNA polymerase II cis-regulatory region sequence-specific DNA binding; DNA-binding transcription factor activity, RNA polymerase II-specific. The transcript is spliced from 2 exons. Lineage: Eukaryota; Metazoa; Chordata; Testudines; Emydidae. The coding region runs from base 181 to 1542 and encodes 453 amino acids. Gene Ontology annotation, biological process: regulation of transcription by RNA polymerase II.
GACACUGACUGUUACAAUAACACUACAGCAACUACUGGGCUUUUACAGAGCAACACAGAGGCAGUAACAGACUUUAAGUAUAAAUUUACUUGUUUUUUUUUAGCGUGGAAGAAACAAAUAACCCUACAGUAUUAACACUACAAGUAGUGAAAGUUGUUUUCAAGGUUGUUUAUUGACCAAAUGAUGACUGCCAAGACCGUAGACAAAAUUCCAGUAACUCUCAGUGGUUUUGUGCAUCAGCUAUCCGAAAACAUUUACCCUGUGGAUGACAUCGCUACCACAUUGCCAACUUCGGUCACAAUCUUCCCCAAUGCUGAUUUAGGAGGACCGUUUGACCAGAUGAGCAGUGUGACAGGAGAUGGAAUGAUCAAUAUUGACAUGGGUGACAAGAGGUCCCUGGAUCUGCCUUAUGCCAGCAGCUUUGCCCCAGCAGUUUCUGCUUCCCGCAAUCAGACUUUUACCUACAUGGGCAAAUUCUCCAUCGACCCUCAGUACCCAGGAGCCGGCUGCUAUCCGGAGGGGAUCAUUAACAUCGUGAGCGCUGGGAUCCUGCAGGGGGUCAGCACCCCCUCUUCAUCGGCCACUUCUUCCUCCACAGCCUCUUCUGCCUCCCCCAACCCGCUGGCCAGCAGCGCUCUGAGCUGCAGCAUGGCUCAGAACCAGCCCGGAGACCUGGAGCACCUGUACUCACCUCCGCCUCCCUACUCGGGCUGCGGGGAGCUCUACCAGCAGGACCCCUCCUCUGCUUUCCUGCCCGCCUCGGCCGGGGGCUCUCUGCCCUACCACCCGCCCCCGUCCUACCCUUCCCCCAAAGCGGCCGCGGACGGCGGGAUCUUCUCUAUGAUCCCGGAUUACCCGGGUUUCUUCCCGCCCGCUCAGUGCCAGCGGGAGCUGCACGCCCCGCCCGAGCGCAAGCCCUUCCCGUGCCCCCUGGACUCCCUCAGGGUCCCGCCGCCGCUCACGCCGCUCUCCACCAUCCGCAACUUCACCCUGGGCGGGCCGGGGGCCGGGGCAGCAGGGGGAAGCGGGGAAGGCGGCCGGCUGCCCGCCAGCGCCUACAGCCCGCACAACUUGCCCCUGCGGCCCAUCCUGCGGCCCCGCAAGUACCCGAACCGGCCCAGCAAGACGCCGGUGCACGAGCGGCCCUACCCGUGCCCGGCAGAGGGCUGCGACCGCCGCUUCUCCCGCUCGGACGAGCUAACGCGGCACAUCCGCAUCCACACCGGCCACAAGCCCUUCCAGUGCCGCAUCUGCAUGCGCAACUUCAGCCGCAGCGACCACCUCACCACCCACAUCCGCACGCACACGGGCGAGAAGCCCUUCGCCUGCGACUUCUGCGGCCGGAAGUUCGCCCGCAGCGACGAGAGAAAGCGCCACACCAAGAUCCACCUGCGCCAGAAGGAGAGGAAGGGCGCUGCCGCCCCCUCCUCCUCCAGCGGGACCAGCGCCCCGGCCGCGCCCCCGCCAGGCGCCGUGUGCAGCAGCAGCGCCGUCGGCUCGGGGAGCCUGGCUGCCUGCGCCUCCAGGACCAGGACGCCCUGAGGCAGCCCCCCUGCGCGCGCACUAUCGCCUGCUCCCCGGGCGCCACGGCAUAGCGCCGAGCGCUGCCCGGCCAGGCCCGGCCCGCCCUCACACCUCCCGCCCCGGCCGCCGGAGAGGGGCUGGAUCCAGCCGCAGAGGGGCUGAGGACUGACUCUGCAGAGCGCGGCCUGGCCAGCACGGGGGGGACCGUGUAUGCUCGGCUGGCGGCGGCCUGAACCGCUGUGCACUUUAUAGCUUCGUUCACUGCCUUGGGGCUGAUGUGCCGUGAGGAGGAAGCGGGGACGGGCACACGCUCUGGGGCCCUUGACUAGGAAUCCAAGUGGUUGCGUGUAAAUGUAAAUCCUUUCAGCAAUAUCAGUGCAACUAACUUGGAGCACAGAAGUGCAAUCUGAUGGGACGGGACAAGGGACAGGUGGUUUCCAGAGUUUUAAAUGGCUAUUUUUCAGCGUAUAUUCACUCCGAUUUUGUGUAUUUUUUGAUGUGCACUGUUGAGUUCUCAGCCUUUGGGGAAGGGGGGAGGCAAAGCAUUUAUGUGAUCUAUCAAAAUGAGCGUCAGAGAAGUUAAUUUAUUGAAGGUGGGAUGUACGUAUAUUCUCUGCUGUUAGGAUGCAUGCAAACGUGUUGAAGUGUCCUUGGUGCCUUGUGUGAUGUAGACAGUGUUUCAGUGUCUGCAUGUAAAUGGGUUGCCUUAUUAAUUACGACAGAAACGUGUUCAGUCCCUGAUCUUAGUAUGGCUGUACAUUUCUGCACAUUAAUAUUUGUAUUUUUUAGAAACUAUAUUUUUGUAUGCACUGUUUUUGUGACUUAAAAGUGUUACAUUUGUAGUCAGAUUUCAGAUGAGGAUGUAAAUAAUUUUGCUAGAGUUGGCACAUCAAUUGUCCGCUCGGAACAAUAGCUGAAAUAGGAAUGGUAUAGUCUAAUAAUACACAACCACUCACCAGAACUCAAAGGAGAGAUGGUUUCUUUAUGAGUAUUCUGUAAAUAAAUACUUUUUCAACAAUA